AUGGCACCCGCAACCCGGCCCUCGCAGGGCUCUCCGGAGCCAGUCGAAGCCUCCACACACCCCGCGCUCCAGCCCUCCGUCACCAACGUGCCCGUCACACCGGGAGUGCAUAUGGCCGGCCACUCCGCGUACUUCGAGCCCGAGGACACCGAGAAGCAGGAUACCAGGCUCCCCUUCGACCCGGAAAAAGUCACACCCGGCCCGCAAUGGAAUGCAAACUCAUACUUUGCCCCCAAAGACGAAGGCCGUGCGAGCUCACCCACAGAGGUAGCAGCUGGCGCUCGAUCAGGAGAGGAGUUACUGCGAAAACUAAGCUUGAUGCAGGAUCCUUCAUACAAGCAAGAUCUGGCAGACGUCGACCCCCGUGCUGCACAUCCAGGCCUAAAUCUCAGUGGUCGAAUCAUCAGUGCGACGUUCGCAGUCCCUUACAAUAUCGGUUUCUCACCGGGCAACGACUGGGAAUUGGGCCCGCGACGGGGAACAUCCGCUCUAUUCGAUUCUUUUUCCUAUCUAGCAUCUUCGGCGUCACCAUGGAAUCACACUCUAGUCGGGUGGACAGGAGAGAUACGCGAGCUGCCUGGGGCCGGGUCAGGUGUUAGUGCAGUGCAGCCGACUAUGAACAAGGCCUCAGCCCCGAUUCCAGUUGAUGGAAAGACGCCGCCCCCGCAUCCUCCGCAGCCAGAAGGGAUCCGCGUGACUCGAGAAGACAGAGACCGCCUGGAGAAGCAGCUCGAGCGAGACCACGGAGGCAGAAUCGUCCCGGUCUGGCUCUUUGAUGAAUUCGACGAGAAGGAGGACGUAAUGAUCAUAAAGGAUCAGGACCGAUGGCGGCAAUAUGCCGAGCAUGAGCUCUACACCUUGUUCCACUACAAGCAGAAUGAACCCGCCGACGGCCGUGCGGCGCGCAAGACUUGGGCGGAUUACUACCGCAUGAAUAAGCUCUUCGCCGACCGGAUUAUGGAAAUCUACAAGCCUGGUGAUAUCAUCAUGGUCCACGACUUCUAUCUGCUUCUUCUGCCUAGUCUGCUCCGCCAGCGUAUGCCGAAUGUCUAUAUUGGAUUCUUCCUCCACGUUCCCUUUCCCAGCAGCGAAUUCUAUCGAUGCCUCAGCAGGCGGAAAGAAAUUCUCGAAGGUGUUUUAGGCGCAAACAUGGUCGGCUUCCAAUCCUACAGCUACUCGCGCCACUUCUCCUCGUGUUGCACCCGGAUUCUGGGUUUCGAUUCCUCGUCCGCCGGCGUUGACGCCUAUGGUGCCCAUGUCGCUGUCGACGUUUUCCCAAUCGGUAUCAACGCUGCAUCUACACAACGACAGGCAUUUGGUGACCCGGUCAUUGAAGAGAAGAUCAAGGGCAUUCGAGAGUUGUACCCGGAUAAAAAGAUCAUUGUGGGCCGAGAUAGGCUGGACGCCGCUCGAGGUGUGGCACAGAAACUCCAGGCCUUUGAGAUGUUCCUUGAAAAAUACCCAGAAUGGCAAGACAAGGUCGUUUUGGUGCAGGUCACCAGCCCGAGUAGUGUUCAGGCUGGCAAGACCGCCGAGGAGGACGAGAAGAUGGUCAACAAGAUGUCUGACCUGGUUGCCAGGAUCAAUGGCACAUACGGCUCGCUCAGCUUUACGCCAGUCAGGCACUUCCCACAGUACCUCGAUAGGGAAGAGUAUUUCGCACUUCUUCGGCUCGCUGACGUGGGGCUCAUCACCAGUGUUCGCGACGGCAUGAAUACCACGAGCCUUGAAUACGUCAUUUGCCAGAAGGACAAUCACGGGCCGUUGAUCCUCUCGGAAUUCUCUGGUACUGCUGGUUCACUUGGCGGAGCGAUUCACAUCAACCCUUGGGACCUGGGUGGCGUUGCAGACGCAAUCAACGAGGCAUUAAAUAUGUCAACAGAGCAGCGCGAAGAGGCCCAUAUGCAGCUAUAUAAGCAUGUGCUCGCCAACAAUGUUCAGGCUUGGACCAAUAACUUCCUAAAGCGGCUCAUGACGAACCUAUCGUCGUUCGACCAGUCCUUCGCGACCCCUGCGCUCGACCGGGCGAAGCUUCUCUAUCAAUAUCGACAAGCCAAGAAACGCCUAUUCAUGUUCGACUACGAUGGCACAUUAACCCCGAUCGUCAAGGAUCCUCAAGCAGCAAUCCCCUCCGACCGCGUCAUCCGUACUCUCAAAACUCUUGCAGCGGACCCCGCGAACGCUGUAUGGAUUAUUAGUGGCAGAGACCAAGCAUUCUUGGACGAGUGGAUGGGUCACAUCACUGAGCUCGGCCUAAGUGCUGAGCAUGGCAGCUUUAUGCGGCAUCCACGCACCGAAGAGUGGGAGAGUCUCACCGACAAGACGGACAUGAACUGGCAGUCGGAGGUCAUGGAGAUCUUCCAGCAUUACACUGAGAGGACUCAAGGCUCGUUCAUCGAGCGCAAGAAGAUUGCUCUCACAUGGCACUAUCGCCGGGCAGACCCAGAGUACGGAGCAUUCCAGGCACGGGAGUGCCAAAAGCAUCUCGAAAAGACAGUUGCGAAGAAGUAUGACGUCGAAGUCAUGACGGGCAAGGCCAACCUAGAGGUCCGGCCUCGGUUCGUCAACAAGGGAGAGAUUGCGAAGAGGCUGAUCAGGGAAUACGGCGACGGCCCUGGAGAAGCCCCGGAGUUCGUCCUCUGCCUUGGUGAUGACUUCACCGACGAAGAUAUGUUCCGCUCGCUGCGUCAGGCGACGUUGCCUCCAGACCAUGUCUUCUCCGUCACUGUUGGUGCGAGUUCCAAGCAGACGUUGGCCAGCUGGCAUCUCGUCGAGCCUGCCGACGUCAUUUCCGUCAUUUCGUUGCUCAACGGAUCGGCGGAUGCAGGAAAUGUCGGGGCGGUUGCCGUCGUUGAGGGCUCAGUGCCCGAGUCUCGCGAAUCUCGAAUAUAA
Molecule: messenger RNA, 2892 nt
Organism: Trematosphaeria pertusa
Lineage: Eukaryota; Fungi; Ascomycota; Dothideomycetes; Pleosporales; Trematosphaeriaceae
Product: glycosyltransferase family 20 protein
Exons: 3
Coding region: 1-2892 (963 amino acids)
Biological process (GO): trehalose biosynthetic process; cellular response to heat; fungal-type cell wall organization
Cellular component (GO): alpha,alpha-trehalose-phosphate synthase complex (UDP-forming); cytosol
Molecular function (GO): catalytic activity
Source: RefSeq, a predicted model, not a curated record